AUGGACAUGCUAUCGUCAAGAUCCUACCUGGAACUGUCACAAGAACAAGAAGAAACAUCCAUAAACACCUCCAAUGAAAGCCAUCUAAGACCCCGAAAGGGACCCCAAGCACCGGAGAUCCCCGACCAAGUGACCGACAGAAAUUCGGCUGCUCCGGAUCGUCCCGUGCGGAAAAGAGGCCGACCGAGAUUAGAGGCUAAAGAUGCCACUGCCAUCGAGGAACGCCGUCUGCAGAUCCGACGGGCACAACGUACCUAUCGUCUCAAAAAGGAGAAUACCAUCCAGACUCUCAGGUCUCGUGUCAAUCUACUAGAGCAAACACUACAGAAUGUAUCAAAUCACCUAGACGGAGCGCACUCCGACGCAGUCAAUAACCUCAACAACGACUCGACUCUUCAACCAAGCGUGGACUACCUCGCCCGCACACGAGAACUCAUCCUAGCAGAAAUAAACAAGACGCGAUCCACCUCCGAAAACAACAAUGAUCUCCAACUCGAGCAUACCAACCGUCCAUCGAGAAACAAGGACACAUUCGGCUACAAAGUGUCCCACACAUAUCCUCAGAAGAAUGACCCCAACAUCUCCUCUCCAUACGCACUAUACAACCGCGCCCGCUCCCCAUCCCCACUAAUAAACCGCAUCCUCCCAACAACAACAAUCUACACCUACAGCCACCAAGAAUCGAACCUCUCCCGCCGCCUGCACAGAUUCAGCCUCGAGCACACCUACCGCUGGAUAACCGACGCACGCAGCGAUCCGGCCCUCCUAAUCCGCGUCUUCGGACUCGUGCCCUGCAUCCACGACAUGGCCGGCAUAAGACGGAGUUUCCGACGCACGCUGCGUUCCGAGAUCGGGAGCGGGCUUGAGUUCUCUAAGAUGCCGUUCUACACGCUCGGCGGGGCGGGGAAGCAUUUCCCGCGCGUGGAUGGCGACGGGAACCCCGUGUAUCCCGAGAAUAGUCGGAGACCUGGGAAGAUUUUGCGGCGGAUGGAGAGGAUUUUGCAGCGGGGCGGGAUUCAGGAUUGGGAUGAGGAUUGGAGUGGGGAGCGUGAGCCGGUUGUUGGUAUGUUAGAGGGAAUGGUGGAUGGGAGGAGGGUGCGGAUGGGUGCGGAGGAGAGGAUUCGUUUGCUGGAUCUCGAUGGGGAGUGGUUUGAUUGUCAUGAUGUGCAGGGAUAUUUGGAGCAUCGGGGUCUUAUGCUUGAGGGGUCGGCGGUGAGGCUUGAUGUUCCUGAGGCUUUGGUUGGAGCUCUGUAUGGGGUUUCGCCGGAUCGGGAGACGGUUUCUAGUCUCUAUGCUUCGUCUGAUGGGACUACUCCUGUUGAGAAGAUGGAGUCGGAGUCCUUGACUUCGUCGUCGUAUAGUUUGGAUGUUGAGUGUUUCUUUGACUUACUCCUCGCAAACUUCAGAAUUCUCGGCCGCGCCCCAGGUUUCCGAGUAUGGGACGUAGACGCCGCAUUGCGAUCAGCGAUCUCCCGUCGCCCUUUUACUUAG
Molecule: messenger RNA, 1491 nt
Organism: Penicillium expansum
Lineage: Eukaryota; Fungi; Ascomycota; Eurotiomycetes; Eurotiales; Aspergillaceae
Exons: 3
Coding region: 1-1491 (496 amino acids)
Biological process (GO): regulation of DNA-templated transcription
Molecular function (GO): DNA-binding transcription factor activity
Source: RefSeq, a predicted model, not a curated record